Messenger RNA from Coccidioides immitis RS, 558 nucleotides. RefSeq lists its product as uncharacterized. The record is from RefSeq and is a predicted model, not a curated record. The coding region runs from base 1 to 558 and encodes 185 amino acids. The transcript is spliced from 3 exons. NCBI's taxonomy places the organism in Eukaryota, Fungi, Ascomycota, Eurotiomycetes, Onygenales, Onygenaceae.
AUGUCGGCUUGGACACGGAGUAUGUACUUUGGGUCACAGUCGUCACGGCAUGACGACGGGACGGGAGGCGUGUGGUGUGAGGCGUUGUACGGAAUAUGGAUGAGCAGUACUCCAUAUAUGCGGGCUGGUACAAACGUAGCAGUGCUUGUUCGAAGUAUACUGUAUACUCCAUAUGAUCGAAGGCAUUUCCGUACUCCAUACGGAGUACUCCGUACUCGCUGGAAGUGGAUGAAUUACGCCUUGAUCCACAAUGCCCGGAGGUUUUGGACGAUCGCGAGAAGGCUAGGAUGGUUGAUCACAGUCGCCGGCGUUCCGUGUUCUCUUCGCGAUUUCGUUUUCCUUUCUCUGUUAUUUAUCCACGAUUUGUCUUUCUUUUCCCUCCCACUUCUUAUUUUUCUCAAUGAAGAAGCGGGGGGGAGCGAAGUAGCGUCGUCGCUCAGGCCGAGGUGGCAGCCGGCCAAGACUACGGAGUACAGAGUACAUAACAUAGCCCUACGGGCACCCCAGAGUUACCGGAACGGGUUUAUAAAAAAUCCGUCACAUGUGGACCUCCAGUAG